AGAAAGAGAAAACAAACCCCUUCUUCUUCUACCCCCAGGAUGGAAAAGUUGGAAACCCCCCAUCUCCGUUGCCGACAUUCUUCCCCUUCCCUCGCCUCCCCAGCUCUUCUCUGAAACAACACUAGAAUAGAAUACAGUAAAAAGAAGCGAAGCAAAGAGAGAGGAGGCAACAGAGAAGGAAACAAAGAACAAUUAGCCCAGAGGAUCAUAGUACUAGGGAAGAAUUUCCCGCCUCUCUCUUUCUUUUUUUCCGAAUUUUUUCCAUCUAGGGUUUCUCCCUCGUGCGGCCGUGAUGCACAGAUCGGGGGCGGUGAUGGCGUGGAACGUGUUCAAGUUCUGCACCGCCUUGCGGGGGCUUGGCUCCGUCAUGAUCCUGCUCGUCCUCGGCAUCGUCGGCGUCACCUACUACGCCGUCGUCGUCACCAACUACGGCCCCGCCGUCUUCAACGCCGGUGGCAUCGAUUCCCUUUCCGCCCUCGCCGUCUUGCUCCUCUUCCAUGUUCUGUUGGUAAUGCUUCUGUGGAGCUACUUCUCUGUAGUCCUGACAGACCCUGGCAGCAUUCCACCAAAUUGGAAGCCAACUGUGGAUGAGGAGCGGGGUGAAGAAGCUCCAUUAAAUAGCUCAGAGUUUGGUAAUCAGAUUCUAACUUAUCAGCAAUCAGCUAAUCUUGCAGACUCUGGAAGUCCAAGGGUCAGAUACUGUCGGAAGUGCAGCCAGUUGAAACCACCUCGCUGUCAUCACUGUUCUGUUUGUGGGCGAUGCGUAUUGAAAAUGGACCAUCAUUGUGUGUGGGUAGUAAAUUGUGUCGGGGCUCUAAAUUAUAAGUUCUUUCUUCUCUUUCUGCUUUACACAUUUCUCGAGACAACUCUUGUUACCCUAUCGCUGUUGCCAAAUUUUAUUGCGUUCUUUAGUGAUGCGGAGAUAGCUGGAACACCUGGAACACUUGCAACUACUUUUCUCACAUUUGUGUUGAACUUGGCUUUUGCAUUAAGUGUUCUUGGGUUUCUGAUAAUGCAUAUUUCAUUGGUGGGUGGUAACACGACAACUAUUGAGGCAUAUGAGAAGAAAACAACUCCAAAAUGGAAAUACGAUUUGGGCCGGAAAAAGAAUUUUGAGCAGGUAUUUGGAACUGACAAGAGAUUCUGGUUCAUCCCUGCAUAUACGGAAGAGGAUUUGAGAAAGAUUCCAGCACUUCAGGGCCUUGACUAUCCAACAAGGCCUGAUUUCAGUACACAGGAGUUUUAACAGGGUUAUACAAGGAUGACAAUUUCCUCCUCAGUAGUCUUUGAAAGAAAGGGCCACAAGUAGCUUUCUUCAUGCUAUCAAUAUCAUUGUCAUCGUGGCGCUCUGAAGAGCUUAAUUGCAGUACUCUUAGAUACAUGCCGGCAUUAGCAGUUGGAGUAGAGCGAUAUAGGUAAUGAAAUGGAGAAUAUUUCUCUGUUUCGCAUUUCAUUUAAUCUGUGCUAUUAAUGUAGAAGUUUGGUUGGUUAUGUGGUUUGUGGAGGUCCGGGAUGUAUGGUCUUUGCUAUGUUCCUUUUUCCUUUCAUGUAGCUGGUGUAUAGAAUAGGCUUUAAACUUGUUAUAUUUACAAUUCAUAAGCCUCAUGCAGUAUGUUAUACAUUGAGAUUAAAUUUACUGACAUGCUGGGUAAUACAAGCUGAAGGAAUGUAUGAGAUGAUCAAAA
Molecule: messenger RNA, 1685 nt
Organism: Phoenix dactylifera (date palm)
Lineage: Eukaryota; Viridiplantae; Streptophyta; Magnoliopsida; Arecales; Arecaceae
Product: putative protein S-acyltransferase 14
Molecular function (GO): palmitoyltransferase activity
Source: RefSeq, a predicted model, not a curated record